This is a messenger RNA of Aedes albopictus (Asian tiger mosquito), 4767 nucleotides long. RefSeq lists its product as uncharacterized. The transcript is spliced from 3 exons. Bases 1 to 4767 code for a protein of 1588 amino acids. Gene Ontology annotation, biological process: DNA integration. The record is from RefSeq and is a predicted model, not a curated record. NCBI's taxonomy places the organism in Eukaryota, Metazoa, Arthropoda, Insecta, Diptera, Culicidae. Gene Ontology annotation, molecular function: nucleic acid binding.
AUGCGGCUGCAGCGGUGCCUAAAGGGAAACGCGUUGGAGGCAGUUCGAAGCCAUCUGAUGCAUCCAUCUUCUGUACCGUUAAUCAUCGACACGUUGAAAACGCUGUACGGACGUCCAGAGCAAAUCAUCAACUCUCUACUUUCCAAGCUUCGCGCGACGCCGACCUCAAAAUCGGAACACCUGGAGAGUCUGAUCGGUUUCGGUUUGGCAUGCAAAAACCUUUGCAGCCACCUCCAAGCAGCGGGUCUACAGGACCACCUUUCGAAUCCUCUGUUGCUUCAGGAGUUGGUGAGUAAGCUGCCAGCUACCCUCAAGUUAAACUGGUCGCUCUUCAAGCGGCAAUAUGCCAUCGCAGAUCUCACCACGUUUGGCAGCUACAUGGACCAGAUCGUGACAGCCGCCAGUGAAGUGACGUUUCUCAACGAAGCAGAUGGACAUCGUGGCAAGCAGGAGAAACCGAAGACGAAGGAGAAAAUGUUCGUGCACACCUCUGAGGAGAAGGCAGUGGAAAGCGUUUCCGCCAACCGUCAGGAGAACAAGCCGAAACCCUGUGCGGCCUGCAAGAAGGACGGACACAGAAUAAAGGACUGCCACUCCUUCCGGAAGAUGCAACUUGCAGAUCGCUGGAAACUAGUGCAAGAGCGAUUUCUCUAUCGUCGCUGUUUGGGCUCUCACGGAAAGUUCCCAUGCAAGGCAAGCAACUGUGGGGAGAAUGGUUGCGAGGAUCGUCAUCACAAGCUUCUUCAUCCAGGGAAUCCACAAUUAUCCCGAGCAACCGACACUCCAAAGACUACAAGCACGGUUACCGUUCAUCGGCAGUUCCAGCAAGCUGUUCUGUUCCGUAUUACUCCGGUGUCGCUACACGGAAAUGGCAAAACCAUCAGAACGUACGCCUUUCUCGACGAUGGUUCAUCCAAAACUCUGGUGGAAGCGCAGGUAGCAGAAGAACUUGGGGUCACCGGAGCCAUACAUCCACUCUGCUUGCAGUGGACCAGUGGUGUUGAACGAGUGGAAGACGAUUCACAAGUGAUAAAGCUGCAGAUUUCCGGUGCAACGAACUCAACGAGGCUCGAUUUGAAGGAAGCGCAUACCGUUAAGAGUCUCAACCUUCCAGUGCAGUCGUUGGAUUUCAGCCAACUUUCCGAACAGUUUCCGCAUCUGCAAGGACUACCUGUCCACAGCUACACAGACGCCGUUCCUACGAUCCUGAUCGGUUUGGACAAUUCCUUCGUGAUGACAACCCGGAAAAGCAGAGAAGGAGCUAGAGGCAGCCCGAUUGCAGCAAAAAGUAGAUUGGGCUGGACAGUCUAUGGAAGCACAUCCACAGAAGUUGAGCAGUCCGCUAACCAGCUAUUCCACAUUUCCGUCCGUUCGCCCGAACAAGAGCUCCACGACCUCGUGAAGGAGUUCUUCGCAUUGGAAAGUGUGAAUGCUACAUCUUCUGCAAUAGAAAACGAUGACGAUAAACGUGCCAGGCAGAUCCUCGAAGCUACUACUGUACGGACGGAGUCAGGUCGAUUUCAAACCGGCUUGCUUUGGAAAUACGAUCAUGUGGAAUUCCCGAACAGCUGGCCCAUGGCGGAAAAGCGAUUCCGCUGUCUCGAGCGUCGUCUAGCAUCCAAGCCUGAUCUAUUCGACAACGCGAAGACUCAAAUCUGCCAAUAUCAAGUCAAGGGGUAUGCUCAUAAGGCGAGUCCAGACGAACUAGCUAGCUUCGAUCCUAAGCGGACUUGGUUUCUGCCACUGAACGUUGUCACGAACCCGAGGAAGCCUAACAAGGUGCGGCUAGUGUGGGAUGCGGCCGCCAAAGUUCAAGGCCAGUCGUUCAAUUCUGCUCUUCUGUCUGGUCCGGAUUUUCUCGCACCGCUUCCGGCCGUUCUGUCUUCAUUUCGCCAGUUCGAGGUAGCUAUUAGUGCCGAUAUCUGCGAGAUGUUCCACCAGAUCUUGAUUCGCCCUGAGGACUGGUCGGCUCAACUAUUCCUAUGGAGAGACGAUCCGUCCAAGCAAUUCGAGGUGUUCGUCAUGGACGUAGCGACGUUUGGCUCCACCUGCUCUCCUUCUGCAGCCCAGUACGUAAAAAAUCGGAAUGCCGAGGAGUUUGCCGACGAGUUUCCGCAGGCAGCGGAGGCGAUAACGAAGCACCAUUAUGUCGACGAUUUUUUGUGCAGUGUGGAUACCGAACAGGAAGCAGUGGAACUUGCAGAACAGGUGAAGUUAGUGCACUCGAAGGCUGGAUUUGUUAUACGAAACUGGCUAUCGAACUCGAAUCACGUUCGUACACGGGUCGGGGAACAAAAAACGGAAUCUGCGAAGAAAGUUUGGAUCGAUAAGUCUGCCGCGUACGAACGCGUUCUCGGCAUGAUCUGGAAGCCGGAACUGGAUGUUUUCGUAUUCCAAGGUGUGUUCAGGGAAGAAAUCCAGGCUCUUCUUCUUGGUGACGUCGUUCCGACCAAACGAGAAGUUCUACGAACCGUGAUGAGUAUCUUCGACCCCAUCGGACUGGUAGCCAUCUUCGUAGUCCACGGAAAGGUGCUUGUGCAGCACAUCUGGCGCUCCGGAAUCGGUUGGGACGAACGCAUCUCGGACGUACUUCUGGAGCAAUGGCAGCGAUGGAUCAAAUUACUGCAGCAGCUAGACCGAAUCGAAAUCCCACGUUGCUACUUCCCUGGCUACUCCUCUGAAGAUUACGGGACUGCGGAGCUGCACAUAUUUGUGGACGCAUCCGAGGAAGCCUUCGCAGCAGUGGCUUAUUUCCGGAUUGUCGAAGGAACAACAGUUCGAUGCUCGUUGGUGUCGGCAAAAACGAAGGUUGCGCCUCUGAAGCUAUUAUCCAUUCCCAGGUUGGAGUUGUCAGCAGCUGUUCUUGGAGCCAGGCUUUCAAAAUCUGUUGUUGAGAACCACACGAUUCCGAUUAGGCGCAAAACGUUUUGGAGUGAUUCCUGCACCUUCCUCUCCUGGUUGCGAGCAGAUCCCCGAAAAUAUCGGCAAUUUGUCGCAUUCAGGCUAACUGAAAUCCACGAUCUCACGCAGGUCGAUGAAUGGCGCUGGGUGCCGUCUCGUUUGAAUGUGGCCGACGAGGCUAUAAAGUGGGGAAAAGGCCCCGAUAUCACUACUGGCAGUCGCUGGUUUCAAGCUCCAAAGUUCCUCUACGAGCACCCAGAUUCGUGGCCCCAGCAAACAAUGAAAGGCAACGAGUCGUCUGAGGAGCUUCGUCCGGUUCACCUUCAUCACGACGUAGCCCAGGAACAACUGUUCCAGUUCGUGUUCAACAUUCGUUGCAAAGCUAAGAAGCAACCUACAAACUGUACAGAAUGGCUAAGUCGAGAUGAACUGCAGCGAGCGGAGACAACUAUUUUCAAGCUUAUCCAGCACGAAACUUUCGGGGACGAGAUCGUUAUUCUCAAGCGCAAUCAGCAACUUCCUGCUGGUGAACAACUGCAGCUGGACAAGACCAGCAAGAUUCGCAAGCUUUCUCCUUUUCUGGACGAGCAGGACGUCAUGCGAAUGGACGGUAGAAUCGCAGGUGCACAGCAGGUUUCGUUCGACUUUAAGUUCCCAGUUAUUCUGCCCAAGCGACACGGCGGCACUACACUUCUGGUCGAUUGGUACCAUCGGCAGUACAAGCACUGCAAUGCGGAAACUGCGGUGAAUGAAAUGCGUCAAAGGUUCCACGUGUCGGAGAUGAGAGUUGUCUUCAAGCAGGCCGGAAAGCUGUGUCAGUGGUGCAAAGUCUACAAGGCAGUUCCAGAAAUCCCGAGAAUGGCUCCAUUGCCACAAGCAAGGACGGUAUCACACGUUAGGCCAUUCACUUACGUCGGCGUGGACUACUUUGGGCCGAUGUUGGUGAAGCAGGGACGCAGCGAGGUGAAACGUUGGGUCGCGUUAUUUACCUGCUUGACCAUACGCGCAGUGCAUCUUGAAGUGGUGCACAACCUCACAACGGAGUCCUGCAAGAUGGCGGUAAGGCGUUUCGUUGCACGGAGGGGGGCCCCGAGGGAAAUCUUUAGUGAUAGAGGAACGAACUUUGUGGGUGCAAACCGUGACCUCAAGAUGGAACUCCAGCAGAUCAACAGCAACCUCGCUAGUACCUUCACCAAUACGGAUACUCAGUGGCGUUUCAAUCCUUCUUCCACGCCGCAUAUGGGGGGAUCUUGGGAGCGCAUGGUCCGGUCGGUGAAAGGCGCGCUGGCAUCACUGUCUACUGGAGGUAAGCCGGACGAUGAGACCCUUCGGACGCUCCUGGUGGAAGCGGAAUCCAUCGUAAAUUCGAGGCCGCUGACGUAUCUCCCAAUCGACUCUGAGGAGCAGGAAGCUCUAACGCCAAACUGCUUCCUCAUGCUGAGCACCAGCGGCGUCAACCAGCCGGCCAGAGAGCCGAUCGAAGAGAGGGCGACAGCGAGGUGUAACUGGGACCUGUGCAACCAACUGUUGGACAGAUUCUGGGCGCGGUGGAUCCAGUGGCGUAGCAAGGGGGUUGUGCGAUCGGCCGAAGUGCGCGCGUGGUCGGAGUGGUGGAUAGAUUCCACAGAAGAAUCGGCGUUGCUAGCUGCAGAUAUCGGCGGCAUUGUUCUGCACGUUUACCAUUGUUCCUGCGCUGGUGAUGUUGAAACGUGGAUGAAAUCCACUGCGGCGGUGAAGUAUUUCGAAGCUGAGGAAGAGUUGCUUGCUGUUGCUGGGGCGAAGAAGAUCCUGUUGCUGCUGCUGGUCGGCGGUCAUUGCAUGCGGUGUGGCCAACGAACCGGAGAAACACUUUUCACAGGGAAGUAA